Molecule: messenger RNA, 1225 nt
Organism: Eriocheir sinensis (Chinese mitten crab)
Lineage: Eukaryota; Metazoa; Arthropoda; Malacostraca; Decapoda; Varunidae
Gene: CHOp24
Product: transmembrane emp24 domain-containing protein 2-like
Exons: 3
Coding region: 45-656 (203 amino acids)
Biological process (GO): Golgi organization; endoplasmic reticulum to Golgi vesicle-mediated transport; intracellular protein transport
Cellular component (GO): Golgi apparatus; endoplasmic reticulum-Golgi intermediate compartment; COPII-coated ER to Golgi transport vesicle
Source: RefSeq, a predicted model, not a curated record
UAUGACGGGAGUCUGGUCGACGUGUCCUCCACAACAACAACAAGAUGACGGCCGGCCUGGUGCUCGCCCUCCUCUGCCUGCUGGUCCCGGCGCACGGCUACUUCAUCACCAUAGACGCGCACGCCGAGGAGUGCUUCUUCGAGAAGGUCACGGCGGGCACGAAACUAGGUUUGGCAUUCGAGGUGGCCGAGGGAGGGUUCCUGGACAUUGACAUCAAGAUAUACAGUCCUGAGGGCAAGACAAUCCAUGAGGGUGAGCGAGAGUCCAAUGGGCGCUACACCUUCCCAGCCAGCAUGGAUGGUGUUUACACCUACUGCUUCUCCAACAAAAUGUCCACCAUGACGCCCAAGCUUGUCAUGUUCACAAUGGAGGUUGGCGAUGACGCCAAGAGUGAACACCACGCAAAUGCUGAAGAAGGCGAGACAGGAGGCAGCAAGAUGGAAGAAAUGAUCAAGGAGUUAUCAGCAGCCCUUUCUGGGGUGAAGCACGAGCAGGACUACAUGGAAGUGAGGGAACGCAUCCACCGCUCCAUCAACGACAACACCAACUCACGCGUGGUGAUGUGGUCGGUGUUUGAAGCCUUAGUGCUGGUGGCCAUGACGAUCGGACAAGUGUAUUAUCUCAAGCAGUUCUUUGAAGUGCGAAGAGUGGUUUGAGUGAAGAACAUUUGUAAUGAUAAAUUAUGGGUGUAUUAAUUUCAUUCAUUCAGAUUAUAAGUUCCCUCUCAUGCAUUAAAUGCGCUUGUUUCUUUAUUAUUGUCAUAGAUAUGAACCGUGUACUUCUGUAUAUUGGUAAUCACUGAUAUAUCUAUUGUGUGCUUUAGCUGUAUUCCUAAAAAAAUCCCUGAAUUAUUUAUUGACAUAGCUGUACAUAAUUGUUAAUGAAAAAUUUAAACCAGUAAAUCCUUUCAGUCUUGAGAUGAAAGUUGUGUGUGAGUGGUUGAGAGUUUGAUAACUAGCUUCAAAGACACUUUUCUAACAGCAAAACAGUUUUCUUUUGUUCAAGAGGGUUUGAAUUAGGUUUCAAGUGCAUUCACCUUCAUAUUUUUUACUUUUUUAAAGAUUAAAAACAUGGAUCUGUUCUUGAUUUUUUUUUAGGUGCCAGAACAUGAAGUAUUAAAGAGGUGGUUUGUGUGAUGCUUACUGUGAGUUUUGUGCUACAACUUAGUAAUGAGCAUCUUCUCUGUUUACAAUAUUUCACUGCUUUUAUUAAAUCUGGUAAUAAU